GUGCCGGAGGUACGCGGCCACCCCCAGGCCGAGCCGGGCGGGACGGGGCGGGACGGGGCGGGAAGGCCGGGCUCCCCAACACCGCGCGCAGGGACCGAGCGGGGACCGAGCUCCGAGCUCUGAGCCCCGAGCCCCGCCGCCAUGGAGAAGGCGCGGCCGCUGUGGGCCAACCCGCUGCAGUUCGUGUUUGCCUGCAUUUCGUAUGCCGUGGGCCUGGGCAACGUGUGGCGCUUCCCCUACCUGUGCCAGAUGUACGGCGGAGGCAGCUUCCUGGUGCCCUACAUCAUCAUGCUCAUCGUGGAGGGCAUGCCGCUCCUCCACCUGGAACUGGCCGUGGGGCAGCGCAUGCGGCAGGGCAGCAUCGGUGCCUGGAGGACCAUCAGCCCCUACCUCAGCGGAGUCGGCAUCGCCAGCGUGGUGGUCUCCUUCUUCCUGUCCAUGUACUACAAUGUCAUCAAUGCCUGGGCCUUCUGGUACCUCUUCCACUCCUUCCAGGACCCCCUGCCCUGGUCGGUCUGCCCGCUGAAUGACAACCGCACAGGCUACGAGGAGGAGUGCGAGAAGGCUUCUUCCACGCAGUACUUCUGGUACCGGAAGACCCUCAACAUCUCACCCUCCAUCCAGGAGAGCGGGGCCUUGCAGUGGGAGCCGGCUCUGUGCCUCAUCCUGGCCUGGCUCGUGGUCUACCUGUGCAUCCUGCGGGGCACCGAGUCAACGGGCAAGGUGGUGUAUUUCACAGCGUCCUUGCCCUACUGUGUGCUCAUCAUCUACCUGGUCAGGGGCCUCACCCUGCACGGAGCCACCAACGGCCUGGUCUACAUGUUUACGCCCAAGGUGGAGCAGCUGGCCAACCCCAAGGCCUGGAUCAACGCCGCCACCCAGAUCUUCUUCUCGCUGGGCCUGGGGUUUGGCAGCCUCAUCGCCUUUGCCAGCUACAACGAGCCGUCCAGCAACUGCCAGAAGCACGCCGUCCUCGUGUCCCUCAUCAACAGCUGCACCUCCAUCUUCGCCAGCGUGGUGACCUUCUCCAUCUACGGCUUCAAGGCCACCUUCAACUACGAGAACUGCCUCAGCAAGGUGAUUCUGUUGUUGACCAAUUCUUUUGACCUGGAAGACGGCUUUUUGACUGCCAGCAACCUGGAGGAGGUGAAGGACUACCUGGCUUCUACCUUCCCUGACAAAUAUGGCGAAGUGCUCCCACAGCUUAAAAACUGCAGCUUGGAAGCUGAGCUGGACACAGCGGUCCAGGGCACCGGCCUGGCCUUCAUCGUCUACACGGAGGCCAUCAAGAACAUGGAGGUGUCGCAGCUGUGGUCGGUGCUGUACUUUCUCAUGCUGCUGAUGCUGGGUAUCGGGAGCAUGCUGGGGAACACGGCCGCCAUCCUCACGCCGCUGACCGACAGCGAGUUCCUCUCCAGCCGCCUGCCCCAAGAGGCCAUCUCAGGGCUGGUGUGUCUCCUCAACUGUGCCAUGGGCCUGCUGUUCACCCUGGAGGCCGGGAACUACUGGUUCGACAUCUUCAACGACUACGCGGCCACUCUGUCCCUGCUGCUCAUCGUGCUGGUGGAGAUCGUCGCCGUGUGCUAUGUGUACGGGCUGCGCAGAUUUGAAAGCGACCUCGAGGCCAUGACGGGGCGCCCGCUGAACUGGUACUGGAAGGCCAUGUGGGCCGGUGUGAGCCCACUGCUUAUUGUCAGCCUCUUCAUCUUCUACCUGAGUGACUACAUCCUCACAGGGACGCUGCAGUACCAGGCCUGGGAUGCCGCCCAGGGUCAGCUGGUGACCAAGGAUUACCCCACCUACGCACUGGCCGUCAUCGGGCUGCUGGUGGCCUCCUCCACCAUGUGCAUCCCACUCGUGGCCCUGGGGACUUUCCUCACACGCCGCUUCAAGAAGGGAGACGCGGCGCCCGUGGCCUGAGGACUGGACUUUCUGGAGACGGCGGCCAGCCACUCAGUCUCACGGCCGCGGUGGGCAGGGAGGGCCUCCUGGGCUGCUGUGUAAGAGACGUGACUCCAGAAGCAACCGGCCGGCCAGCGUCUGCCUGAGCCUGAGGAGAAGAACCAGGCAGGUGUGGGGACAGAGGACCUCAAGGUCGCAUGUGACGCCUUCUCAUCACCAGAGGCAUUUUCAAGACCAGCCUUGAGGACGACUGUCCUCGAUUCUAGGAAAGCCCUGGAGCUAGGGCACACCGUGGGCAGAGAUUUAACUAUAUUCUAUGGAAUAAAAGUGUAUUUUUGUUUCCUGAA
This is a messenger RNA of Erinaceus europaeus (western European hedgehog), 2249 nucleotides long. It is a transcript of the gene SLC6A20, whose product is annotated as solute carrier family 6 member 20. The coding region runs from base 142 to 1920 and encodes 592 amino acids. The record is from RefSeq and is a predicted model, not a curated record. The transcript is spliced from 11 exons. NCBI's taxonomy places the organism in Eukaryota, Metazoa, Chordata, Mammalia, Eulipotyphla, Erinaceidae. Gene Ontology annotation, biological process: sodium ion transmembrane transport. Gene Ontology annotation, molecular function: L-proline transmembrane transporter activity. Gene Ontology annotation, cellular component: plasma membrane.